Molecule: messenger RNA, 1167 nt
Organism: Adineta steineri
Lineage: Eukaryota; Metazoa; Rotifera; Eurotatoria; Adinetida; Adinetidae
Source: the annotation of a GenBank genome assembly
AUGGAAUCUGAUAAUGCAAAUGGUGAAGUAUUUCUAUUCACAUCAGAAUCAGUCGGUGAAGGACAUCCUGAUAAAAUCUGUGAUCAAGUAAGUGAUGCUGUACUUGACGCUUGCUUGAGCCAAGAUCCCAAUGCCAAAGUAGCAUGUGAAACAUGCACAAAAACUGGUAUGGUAUUAGUAUGUGGUGAAAUAACAACAUCAGCUAAUCUUGAUUAUCAAAAAAUCAUUCGUGAUACAGUUCGUGAAAUUGGUUAUGAUUCAUCCGAUAAAGGUUUUGAUUACAAAACGUGUAACGUACUUGUUGCACUUGAACAACAAUCACCAGAUAUCGCUCAAGCAGUACAUGAAAAAAAAUCUGAUGAAGAUGUUGGUGCUGGUGAUCAAGGUCUUAUGUUUGGUUAUGCAACAGAUGAAACAGAAGAAUGUAUGCCAUUAACUGUCGUACUUUCUCAUGAACUUAAUGCUAAAAUGGCUGAAUUAAGACGUAAUGGUGAAAUGGAAUAUCUUCGACCAGAUUCAAAAACUCAAGUUACUGUUGAAUAUAAAUUUGAAAAAGGUGCAUGUAUUCCUCAACGUGUGCAUACAAUUGUUAUAUCAACUCAACAUAGUCCACAAGUAACACAAGAAAAAUUAAGAGAUGAUCUUCUUAAUAAAAUUAUUAAAACUGUUGUACCAAAAGAUUUACUUGAUGAUAAAACAAUUUAUUAUUUAAAUCCAUCAGGUAAAUUUGAAAUUGGUGGUCCACAAGGUGAUGCUGGUUUAACUGGUAGAAAAAUUAUUGUUGAUACUUAUGGUGGUUGGGGUGCUCAUGGUGGUGGUGCUUUUAGUGGAAAAGAUCCAACAAAAGUUGAUCGAUCAGGUGCCUAUGCUGCUCGAUGGGUUGCUAAAUCACUUGUCAAAGCAAAACUUGUUCGUCGUUGCCUUGUUCAAGUUUCUUAUAGUAUUGGUAUCUCUGCACCAUUAUCCGUUGCUGUUUUUGCCUAUGGUACUUCAGCUAAAACAAAUAAAGAAUUACUUGAAAUAGUUAACAACAACUUUGAUCUUCGUCCAGGUAUAAUCAUUCGGUACUUAGAUUUAAAAACUCCAAUUUAUAGAAAAACAGCUUGUUAUGGUCAUUUUGGUAGACCAGAAUUUCCAUGGGAACAAGCAAAACAACUUAAAUUAUAA